Molecule: messenger RNA, 962 nt
Organism: Ixodes scapularis (black-legged tick)
Lineage: Eukaryota; Metazoa; Arthropoda; Arachnida; Ixodida; Ixodidae
Product: ficolin-1-like
Exons: 5
Coding region: 16-864 (282 amino acids)
Source: RefSeq, a predicted model, not a curated record
GACAAAGAUCUCAACAUGUUCGUAGCAUUCCUGUUCAUACCCGUUGUGGCCGGGAACGUUUUUAUGGAAAGCAGUUUUCGUCGUAUUCCUGAAAUAGCCGAAAGACAGCACGGGCCGAGAAAAACCUACAUGCUAUUUGACCCCUGCAGCACGAACAAACCUGGAAACCGAACAAUAAGCUGUUCCCAGAUACAAAGGAAGAACAACAGCAAGAGCGGUGUAUAUACAAUUCAUCCUCUCUACAAUCCAGUAGAUGUUAUGUGUGACAUGACGUCCGACGGCGGUGGUUGGACAGUGAUUCAGAGUAGGACCAAAGACGACCCCAGUUACGCCUUCGAUAAAUCCUAUCAAGAUUAUGAGAAAGGAUUUGGAUCACCAGAAAAGUCAUUCUGGAUAGGAAACACGCAUCUUCACGCACUUACGAGUUUUCCAAACAACCAACAAGCUCUAAGGAUCGAACUGACAAGGAAAGAAGGGGACAAGCCGACCGUUGUGCAGUACCGUAAAUUUCACGUCGGAACCGAACAGGAGAAGUACAAGCUCACAACCGGCGAGUACGAUGGUCCUCCGGGUUACGACGCGUUGUCCUACCACAACGAUGCCAAGUUCACCACCAAGAACUGGACAAACGUUUACGACGGAGACAGCUGCUCCGGAAGUCAAAGUGGUGGCUGGUGGUUCAAGGAAUGCAGCAAGUCAAAUCUUAAUGGAUUCCAUUCCACCAUACAUCCAUUAAUAAGGGCCUUCAGUAUUACCUGGCACAUAAAAGACAAAGAUGAAUCCUACUAUUACACCUACCACAAGGUGGAGAUGAAGAUCAGGGACGCCGACUUUGGCUUCUGCACGGGCUCUCUAAAAUCCUAACUUCUCUUAUUUCUGAUCUGCGCUUCGGUGCAAAAAAGCACUAAAUCGCGCGGAAGUUAUCAUUUACAAUAUGCUCCGUGAAUUUCUCGCUUUUUGAC